This is a messenger RNA of Cooperia oncophora, 264 nucleotides long. The record is from the annotation of a GenBank genome assembly. Lineage: Eukaryota; Metazoa; Nematoda; Chromadorea; Rhabditida; Trichostrongylidae.
AUGGCUAUUGAGAUCGACAUGGUGGAAGUCACGGAUAAGCUGCGGUUCGCAACGGGUUCACCCUUCGCAAGACGUCGCUCUUGCAAAAGUGGAGGCAGUGCUGAGGAUGGAUUCUCAAACUAUCUCCAGAUUCGAGAUUUCGGACGUGAAGGAACCCAAAGUUUGGUUAAUCAGGUCGUCGCCAAUCAGCCAGAGUUCGCUGCUGCCUUCAGAUGCGCGAUUGGUACUCCAAUGAAUCCUACUAAGCGGUGUGCUGUUUGGUAA